AUGUCAAAGCAGCUCAGUCGCAACAACGAAAGAUCAAGCGAAAACACAAGCGAAAGCAAUUCAAUCACUGUCGACAGUGAUGAAUGGGAAGAAGUCCCAGUCAAGAAAGACAACAAGUCAGACUCGGAAUCGGAAUCGGAAUCAUUCAUUGCAACUCAGUUGACGUACAGCCAACAGGAAAGAAAAGACGAGAAGAAGAAACACAACAAGGAAAUUACAGAGAAAAAGCCAAAAUAUGACAAUGAAAACGAAACAAUCGUUCUCCUACGAAGAAGAAGACUAGUUAUCCUCAAAAGUGUUGAACAACUGGCAAAAUCACUCAAGUCUGUUAGAAAUGAUAUCACCAGUUUCUCCGAACUGUUGGAUUCCAUCAAUCUUUAA
This is a messenger RNA of Entamoeba invadens IP1, 381 nucleotides long. RefSeq lists its product as hypothetical. The coding region runs from base 1 to 381 and encodes 126 amino acids. NCBI's taxonomy places the organism in Eukaryota, Evosea, Mastigamoebida, Endamoebidae. The record is from RefSeq and is a predicted model, not a curated record. The transcript has a single exon.